CUUCGCAUCUUAUCUUUGUUGGAUGUCUGCACCGCUUAUUAGCACCUGAAAAUGGAUGUCACCGGCGCCGGUAAUUCUUUCGCCGGAAGUUCCGCUACUUAUGACCGUUUGCAAGAACUGAAGACCUUCGAUGAAUCAAAAUCUGGUGUAAAAGGCCUCGUUGACUCCGGCAUCACAAAACUCCCACGAAUUUUCAUCCGGUCGCCGGAAGAUCUCGCCGGCGACACUCCGAUUUCCGGCGAACCCACCCAGACCCAGUUCAGAAUUCCAGUAAUUGACCUCAAAGGCGUCGCCGGAGACCUCUCCGACGCGGUUGCCAGCGUCCGGCAGGCGGCGGAAACGGUUGGGUUCUUUCAGGUGGUGAAUCAUGGAAUACCCAUGAAGCUGUUGGAGGAGGUGGUGACGGCGGCGCGUAAGUUUCACGAGCUGCCUCAAGCAUUGAAGGGUGAGUAUUAUAGCAGAGAGUUGAUGAAGAAGGUGAAGUAUGUUAGCAAUUUUGAUUUGUAUCAGUCAAAGUAUGCUAAUUGGAGAGACUCUCUUUUUUGUGUGAUGGGUCCUGAACCUCUUGAUCCUCAAGAAUUGCCUCCCAUCUGUAGGGAUGUGACAAUGGAAUACUCAAGGCAAGUUCAGGCAUUGGGGAGGGUUUUGUUUGGAUUAUUAUCAGAAGCACUUGGACUCAAACCUGAUCAUCUUGAAGGCAUGGAUUGUGCAAAAGGCCACUCAAUUUUAUUUCACUAUUAUCCACCAUGUCCUGCGCCUGAACUAACUAUGGGCACUACAAGACACUCUGAUCCUGAUUUCCUUACAAUUCUGCUUCAAGAUCACAUUGGAGGACUCCAAGUUUUAAGCCACAACGGAUGGGUUAAUGUUCCUCCUGUUCCUGGAGCUCUAGUAGUAAACAUUGGGGAUUUGCUACAGCUAAUAUCCAAUGACAGAUUCAAAAGUGUGGAGCACCGUGUACUUGCAAACCAUAUUGGACCUAGAGUAUCGGUGGCAUGCUUUUUCACUCUUCAUCUCUACCCAACAACAAGAAUGUAUGGGCCCAUCAAGGAACUAUUGUCAGAAGAUAACCCCCUAGUUUAUAGGGAAACAUCACUGAGAGAAUUUAUUGCUUACUAUGAUAACAAGGGACUUGAUGGGAAUUCAGCUCUUGCCCAUUUUAUGAUUUCACAGUAAAUAAGGAAGUGUAAAUCUAAUUAUUUAUUUGCUUUCACAAUCAGUUCUUAAUUUGUCAUAAAUGGCAAUGAUCAUGAAUCUAACGAGCAUGACAACCGAUUACAGACAUGAAAUUGAAUGUAAAACUAUGCUACACUUUGACACAAAAUAUCUUGUAUAUAAGAGAAAUCCACCUCAAAUUUUUAGCUUCCAACUGCAAAUCUGCUUGUUGGUGUUUCCUAAUUUUAUGAUUAUUUAU
This is a messenger RNA of Abrus precatorius (Indian licorice), 1414 nucleotides long. RefSeq names its product 1-aminocyclopropane-1-carboxylate oxidase homolog 1-like. The record is from RefSeq and is a predicted model, not a curated record. Lineage: Eukaryota; Viridiplantae; Streptophyta; Magnoliopsida; Fabales; Fabaceae. The transcript is spliced from 3 exons. Bases 52 to 1176 code for a protein of 374 amino acids.